Messenger RNA from Balaenoptera acutorostrata (minke whale), 6934 nucleotides. It is a transcript of the gene ARHGEF7, whose product is annotated as Rho guanine nucleotide exchange factor 7. The transcript is spliced from 20 exons. Bases 83 to 2281 code for a protein of 732 amino acids. Gene Ontology annotation, molecular function: protein binding; guanyl-nucleotide exchange factor activity. The record is from RefSeq and is a predicted model, not a curated record. NCBI's taxonomy places the organism in Eukaryota, Metazoa, Chordata, Mammalia, Artiodactyla, Balaenopteridae.
CAGCCGGCCGGGCCGCGGCCGCUCCGAGGUGAACGGCGCCGAGACGGGCUCGCGGCGCGGGGAGGCCGGGCGCGCCGCCGCUAUGAAUUCCGCCGAGCAGACCGUUACGUGGCUCAUUACCUUGGGGGUGCUGGAGUCGCCCAAGAAAACCAUCUCGGACCCGGAGGGCUUCCUGCAGGCGUCUCUGAAGGAUGGGGUGGUCCUCUGCAGGCUGCUGGAGCGCCUGCUGCCCGGGACCAUCGAGAAAGUCUACCCGGAGCCCCGGAGCGAGGGCGAGUGCCUGAGCAACAUCCGCGAGUUCCUGCGAGGCUGCGGGGCGUCUCUGCGCCUGGAGACAUUUGAUGCAAACGAUUUGUAUCAGGGGCAGAAUUUCAACAAGGUCCUCAGCUCCUUAGUGACUCUAAAUAAAGUAACAGCAGUUUCAGAUCCCUGGGAGGGGCAGUUAGCCCUUGAUUCGUCUCUUUUCAUCAGAAAAAACAUCGGCCUGGGAAGUGACUCCGUGUGUGCCCGGCCCUCCUCUCACCGGAUCAAGUCUUUCGACUCCCUGGGACCCCAGCCUUCGCACGGUCGGACUUCAAGACUGUUCCAGGGCCAGUAUCGGAGUUUGGACAUGACGGAUAAUAGCAACAAUCAACUGGUCGUAAGAGCCAAGUUUAACUUCCAGCAGACGAAUGAAGACGAGCUGUCCUUUGCGAAAGGCGACGUCAUCCACGUCACGCGGGUGGAGGAAGGGGGCUGGUGGGAGGGCACGCACAGCGGCAGGACCGGCUGGUUCCCCAGCAACUACGUGCGCGAGAUCAAGCCCAGCGAAAAGCCCGUGUCACCCAAAUCUGGAGCCUUGAAGAGCCCUCCCAAAGGAUUUGAUACGACUGCCAUUAACAAAAGCUAUUAUAAUGUGGUGCUACAGAAUAUUUUGGAAACAGAAAAUGAAUAUUCUAAAGAACUUCAGACUGUGCUUUCAACCUAUCUACGGCCACUGCAGACCACUGAGAAGUUAAGUUCAGCAAACACUUCAUAUUUAAUGGGAAAUCUAGAAGAAAUAUGUUCUUUCCAGCAAAUGCUUGUACAGUCUUUAGAAGAAUGUACCAAGAUGCCUGAAGCUCAGCAGAGAGUCGGAGGCUGCUUUUUAAACCUGAUGCCGCAGAUGAAGACCUUGUACCUUGCGUAUUGUGCCAACCACCCGUCUGCAGUGAGCGUCCUCACGGAGCACAGUGAAGAGCUGGGCGAGUUCAUGGAGAUGAAGGGCGCCAGCAGCCCCGGCAUUCUCGUGCUGACCACCGGCCUCAGCAAGCCGUUCAUGCGCCUGGACAAGUACCCCGCGCUGCUCAAGGAGCUGGAGAGACACAUGGAGGAUUAUCAUCCAGAUAGACAAGAUAUUCAAAAAUCCAUGACUGCCUUCAAAAACCUUUCAGCGCAGUGUCAAGAAGUACGGAAAAGGAAGGAGCUGGAGCUGCAGAUCCUGACGGAGGCCAUCCGGAGCUGGGAGGGAGAUGACAUUAAGACCCUGGGCAACGUCAUUUACAUGUCCCAGGUCCUGAUUCAGUGCGCUGGGAGCGAGGAAAAGAAUGAACGGUAUCUUCUGCUCUUCCCAAAUAUUUUGCUAAUGUUGUCUGCCAGUCCUAGGAUGAGUGGUUUUAUAUACCAGGGAAAGCUGCCAACGACAGGAAUGACAAUCACAAAGCUUGAGGACAGUGAAAAUCAUAGAAAUGCAUUUGAAAUAUCAGGGAGCAUGAUUGAGCGGAUCUUGGUGUCCUGCAGCGACCAGCAGGACCUCCACGAGUGGGUGGACCGUCUGCAGAAGCAGACGAAGGUCACCUCUGCCGGGAACCCCGCCGUCAAGCCUCACCCUGUGCCGUCUCACACCCUCCCCUCCCACUCCAUCACCCCGUCCAGCAAGCAUGCGGACAGCAAGCCCGUGCCGCUGACGCCCGCCUACCACACGCUGCCUCACCCCUCCCACCACGGCACUCCGCACACCACCAUCAACUGGGGGCCCCUGGAGCCUCCGAAGACCCCCAAGCCCUGGAGCCUGAGCUGCCUGCGACCCGCACCCCCUCUCCGGCCCUCAGCUGCUCUCUGCUACAAGGAGGAUCUCAGCAAGAGUCCCAAGACCAUGAAAAAGCUGCUCCCCAAGCGCAAGCCUGAGCGGAAGCCUUCGGACGAGGAGUUCGCGCUGAGGAAAAGCACGGCUGCGCUGGAGGAGGAUGCCCAGAUUCUGAAGGUCAUCGAGGCUUACUGCACCAGCGCCAAGACGCGGCAGACGCUCAACUCGAGUUUGUGAUCUAAGUGCCAGCGACACGGAGGAGACUCUGGCCUUCCGUACAGGGAUGUAAUUUUGUGUGUGUACUGGACGCGGCGACCCAGUAGCUGUGGAGAGAUGAGAAGAAGACCCGUGCCUCGAGAGCGCCGAGUCCAGAUCAGACGGCCGGGUGCCAGGCUGCCCCAGGGCCCGGGGCGCCGCGAGCAGCCUCUGUCGUUGUGGCGGCGCGGGGGGGGCCCGGCCGGCAGGAGCGCGAGGGGCGAGUCCGCACACCACAGGCGGCUGGCUCCGCAGCCCCGCUUCCCCGCGGCCUGGGCCCCCCCGCGCCGCCGUGCCAGACUUUCCUUAGGUGGAGGAGUUUCCCUUGAAAGGCACGUGGCGAGCCUGUGCCGCCGCAGCCAAGGGUUAAAGCCCAGUCCCCGCGCGCGCGGCUCAGGCUGUGUCGGGGCGGUCGGUGUGCCGACCCCAGCGGGCGGUGCCCCCGGCACCCACACCCGAGCUCGCUGCCCGUGACGGGCGCGUUGCCCCUUCUCAGCAGCAGCUGCCGCGAGACUCCCCUGGCGGCACCCGGUGGAACGUCACCCUCACUCUUGAUCGUAACGGGGUUGCGGUUGCAAGUCGCCCGAAAACGUGCUGAGUUGCCACGUAACUCACUUGCAAGAACGUCUCAGAUUUGGAGGGACUCCCCCGCUUCCCUGGGAGUGGUUGUAAGGAGACCUCACUGCCCUCCCUCAGACCGAUUUCUGCUUCAGAAAGAACUGAACGUGCCCUGUUGCAUUCGGUGGUAGCACUCGGUCCACACCCGGUCCACACUGGGGAGGAGAGCGGGGUCCCUCCCGCGCACGCCUGGCUUGGUGUGCAAGUGGGACCGGAGGCUGUGUGUUAAGGACUCCUUGAAAGCAGCUUCAGAAAACGAGACGCCGUGAUAACCGGGCGUAACCUUUUCUCCUCCCUUCAGGGUGGCUGUGACCCUCUGCUCCCGCCACACCUCCGCCGCCAAACCCACGCGUUCAGCGUUCUGACCUUGUUCGCACAGGGCGGCUCUGCUGUGCUCCGCCCGGUGUCGGGGAGCCGGUCCCCCUGCUCACAGCCCGAGGCGCCCUCGAUCCCUCCCGGCAGGAGGGCCCCCAUUGUUCAGGGAGCCGCCACCCUCAGAGCUGCGUGCGGGGAGGUGGUUAGGAAAACCAGGAAAUCCAAGUGUCUGUCUGUUCCCAAGUAGCUAGUGAACUGCUUAUGCCAUCUGGAGGUUUCCUAUUUUUCUAUCAAUUAGUAUGAAUAAGAAAGUUGAGGAGCAAUCUUUUAAUAUUAGUCGGAGCCCGGUAUUCACCCGUGGUAGAGAGGGGUUUCUGUACAUUCAGCCAAAUAGCAAAUGGGACUGUGGGAGAAAUAUGAUCACUCCAAGGUUCACAUACUUAAUAUCCUGCGAUGAAUUUAGAAGCGUCUUGUUUUACUUUAUAUCACAUCAAGUAACACAUUGCAGCUUUUCUGAUACUCACAGUAGAGGGUCUUUUGUUUGCUUGGAGACGGUGAUAACGUGUGUUGGCUUACACGCCUCACCCAUGCCUUAGUGAGUUUGGGUUGUCGUGUCACGUGCCGUGUGCACCACAGCUGCUGCACUUGGGUUCCUCUUUAACACCAAGUGUCAUUUGGGUUGUCCUGAUGAGACAUUUUCGUUGAUACUCUAUACACCAAAGUUUUGACAUUUUCUCAUCAUUCCUUUUUGUGCCAGUUAAAGCCAUUUUGACGAUGAUUUUUUUGUUGAUGCUAAGAUCACUGCAGAAUAACAACCUGGCUGUUUGUUUGUUUGGAUUUGUUCUGAUGUCUGGCACCAUUAGCUCUUGUGACCUGGUUGGAAGUAUUAGUGCCGCUGGCUUGCAAACAGUUCUCAUGUGGCAGUAGUGCUGUGGCAUCCCAAGGCCAGUGUUUCUCCUUCUGUGGAACUUCAGUCACGCUGAAAUAGUACCUUACAUUUAUGCAAUUCUGUAAUGUCUAUGUGUGCAGUUAGUAUUACAAUGAAAGGGUGAAGAAUCUGAACUAGAAGGUAGGUUUAAGCCAUUACCAGGCGCUUUUGCAAAUGGCCUAAACGGUGUUCCCAUUGAAUUGACACUUGCCACAAGUAUAUAAGCUAUAUUAAUUAUGUGUUUUGCAUAAAAUUGCGAAAACACAGUGAUUUGUAUAUAGUGGUAUAAGACCUUGAAAAAAAUCUAUAUAUUGUGCUUUUUAUCUGUGAACGGGAAAGCCAUUUUCAUUGGGUGACUGCCGUUUGAGACUCAGUGGGAUGUGUACCUGAAUGUUGCAUUGUACUGUACAGUAUGCAUAUUGUUUGUGGUUGCAUAUGGCAAUGAAGUGUUUGUUUUAUUUAUUAAAAAAAAAGACAUCUGUUAUGUACAGUUGAAAUAAAUUUUGCAUUUGCUAGCCUGUGGCUUUUAAUAUUUGUUAAAUAAUAUGUGGGGCGGAGGGAGUAGCAGAGUUUGCAGUUUAACGCUUGCUGUUUGAAUGUAACCUCUUCCACAGGAAGGCCGGGCAGUAGAACACCUUUUAUCUGCCUUGAUGGCAAAGCUUGCACUUUCUUAGGUUAAGUGUGUUCUGGACGAUGCAAGGUGACUCUUUGUAUAUUUUUAUUUCAUCUGUUUCCCUCGAAUUUUUUUUAAAACAAGUUUUCAAUCACUGGGACGUUUGUCUUCAGAAAGAAGAGUUCUCUCUUUUUUGAUGGAGGUGGGGACGUGUGCAUAAACGGAAAAAAGCCCCGACUUGAAUGUUUCUUACCGAGACUGAGGUCAGUUUUUAAUUUUUGUUUGGUAAAGUGCAUGUCCAGCUGACUAGGAAAAGCAGAACAAAAGGAAAACAAGUACCUGUGGCAGGUAUGGGGCCAGGACAAGGUGCAAACGAUAAACAAAUGCACAUCACUCUCUAAAGAGGGUCCUCGUGUUUUUGUUUUUGAUUUUUAAGAAAAGUGAAUUAGAAGCUUAUCAUAGCCAUAAAUAACAAAGUGGCCUUUCAGAGAGAUUUUACUAAGUAGAUUUUUUUUAAAAUGUAACAUUUUGUUUCAUUCUGAAAGUUACUUCAGUUUCUGUUGAGUAUAAUUAGAUGCAGAUUUUAGAAAGAUUAGGAAUUUAAGAAGUCAUGUGAAUUUUGCUACAAAUGUGCUGCACCGCUGGCUAGAUAAGCAGAUGUUCUCUUCUGACAGACCGACCCUGUUUUUAGGCUCUCAGUGCAGGCCGACCCCCUCGCGGGGGCAGACGCACCACACGCGCCCUGGGUCUGAGAGCCGCAGGCCAUCUGAUGGGGCACCAGGUGGCGGCCUGACCACCACGACGGCACCCUGCGUCGAGGCCCUCUCCUUGCUGCCUGGGCAGGUCCUCUGUCCGGGAGGUGGGAGUGCUGCAUCCAUCUGUGUUUCUCAACCUAAGGUCCACAGUCCUCUGGGGACCUGUGACUGUUUUAGGGGACAGGGUUCUGAACGUGUCUCCAGCUUCUGGGUCACACAUCUGAGUGAGCUCAUGGCCCCCCAGCACCUGCACCAUCUCCAGCUGAGGGCACAGAGCGGCCCCUUCUGGCGGCAGUGCGGAACUGCCGCAUCCUUGUCAGCGGGCGUUGGCGGCUGGGUUGGCGCUAAUGAUUAUUAUUUCAUUGUAUUCACCCCCAUCCUGAACAACAACAAAGCCAACCAGCACUCGUGUGUGUGUGUGUGUGUGUGUGUGUGUGUGCGCGCGCACGUGUGUGUGUGUAUUCAUAGACACAGGCGGGAUUAUAGGCCAGUCCACUCCUCAAACUGUUAACCAGAAAACUGCAAAAUGUUAAUAUUGAUGAUGGGGGGGAAGAAAGUUCAGCACUCAGACAAAUUUAGGAAAUGCUGAAUUCGAGUUAAAUGGGUAUUUUUACUGAAAACCCUAAGCGUGCUAAAUGCGCACUGUGAAUCUCCAGGAAGUGGCUGCAGCAUUCAGAGUUUUCCAGAAUUGCAUGCUGCGGAAUCCCAGUUAUCUCUCGGAAGCACAGAGCUUUGUGUUUAGUACAGGGUUUCGAGUGUGCUGGAGCUUCCGUGAGCACACGCACCUGUGUCUCGGCCCCUUUUAGAGGGUUCUAAAGAAAGUGAGAGAGCAGUCUCUGGUAAUUCUGCUGUUAAAUGAUUUUUCCAACCUAGCCAAUUCAGAGGAAAUGUGCUGUGGUAUCUUUAAAAAUGCUAAAAUGGUCUUUGAGAGAGCUUGUUAAAUCUACCUGCUCUCUAGAACUUUGUUCUUAUAGAAAUAGUCAACUUACUUAUAAACCUGGCUGGAGAAUAUUCCUUUGUUGUUUUACUGAAAGACUAUCAAUUUUUUUCAGUCGUUUUACAAAAAUAUGUUAUGUUGAAAUAGGAGGCCCAUGGAUUUCUAUUCAGGCUGAUAAAUAAUCUUCCUUUACAGGCCUCCUGGCUCACCAUCAAAUCCAUAAAUGACAUUUUUCACCGUGGCACGUUUCAGGAACCCAGCAGUUAGUACAUCCUGUCUGUAACGUAACAUUCUCAUACUUACAUUUGUCACCUCCUUGUGUGCUUUAAGUGUAUUGGCAAAAAUAAGAACAACGUCUUUCUUGCUUGUGCAGCUCUUGAACCAGUUCCCACACGUUUAUUAGUUCCCCUGAUUCAGUCACAUCGCAUAGUGGAGUGUAAGGCUUUUAUAUUUACGCAUUCAUCUGGUA